This is a messenger RNA of Stomoxys calcitrans (stable fly), 5190 nucleotides long. RefSeq lists its product as uncharacterized. Bases 1 to 4977 code for a protein of 1658 amino acids. The record is from RefSeq and is a predicted model, not a curated record. Gene Ontology annotation, molecular function: nucleic acid binding; zinc ion binding; RNA-DNA hybrid ribonuclease activity. The transcript has 3 exons. NCBI's taxonomy places the organism in Eukaryota, Metazoa, Arthropoda, Insecta, Diptera, Muscidae.
AUGGCGGCUAAGCCGCUCAUUUUGGCGCAUGUGGUGUCUGAUAAUUUCAAGUUGAUUAAGACUAAGGAGAAAUCGUAUGAUGUCAAUAGGAGAAUGCUUGAGGAAAAUAUGGAUGAAGCGUGUGCAAGUGAAAUGAUUGCUGAGGGUGCUGCUAUUGAAUGUACCGUUGGGAGUAUUGGAAGUGUUGGUGCGAGCUGCGACAAGAUAUUGGAAAGCAAUGUUGCUAGUGGUAUGAGUGGUGAGAUGUGUGCUGGUGUGAGUGCUGCGACUGGAAGUAGAAGGAUGGAUGCCGCUAAAACAGGUAACGGGGUAUCUAGAGGACGGGAGGGGGAAGAUGAGAUGCAGAAUAAGAGAAGAAGAACAGAGGAGAAUGUGAUAAUUACUUAUAAUGAGGGGCAUGUUGGUGACUUUGCUGUCCUUGUCGAUACAUCGAAGUCUGAUGAAAUUAGAAAUACGAGAAGAAGAAAUGGUCUAUAUCUGUACGAGAAAAUUAAAGAUAUUAUUUCUGCUAGUGAUGGCAUUGAUGAGAUUAAGGAUGUGGGGCGCACAAUGUAUAAGAUUAAGUUCUUUACUGCGGUGGCAGCCAACAAGUUUGUUAGUAACAAGAGAUUGGCUGAGAGAAAUUUGAAGGCGUUCAUUCCACGUAAUUUUGUGGAAACUUUUGGUGUGCUCAGGGAUGUACCUCUGUCGAUUACUGAGGACGAAAUUGCUGCUGAUGUAAGAAGAUGCUUAGCAAUAGAGGAUUCUCCUCUUAAAUUGAUGUCUGUACAGAGGUUCACUAGAAGAGAUUUGGAUGAUAGAACAAGGAUGAUUCCUACUGGGUCGGUGAAGGUUGGUUUUAGCGGGGGUGCACUCCCAAGAGAUGUGAAGGUGAAUUAUACGAGAACAAUGGUGCAUACGUUCUAUCCGAGUGUAAGGCAAUGCAGGAAGUGUGGAAGGCUUGGGCAUUUGGAGAUGGGCUGUAAGUCCAGCAGAAGAUGUCUGAAAUGUGGCGUAGAGGGCGAUCAAUGCGGAGGAGACUGUGAGAUCAUCAGGUGUGUGCUCUGUAGGAAGACUGGCCAUCUGGCGUCUAACAGAGAUGUGUGCCAAGUUUGGCAGAAAGAGACAAGGAUCAACAAGUUGAUGGCUGAGAACAAGAUGUCGAGGUCGGAGGUUUUGGAUUCGUUUGGACAAGUAAGAACUAAUAGAUUUGAGGAGCUGAUGGACAAUGAGGAUUUCCCGCAGAUGCAAGGAGGAGGAAGGAAUGUUAGAGAUAGAGUCAGAGAGUCUAACAGGAUUUUGACACCGUGGGCGUAUAAUGCGGUUGCGAAGAAGGUUUCUAACGCGCGUAAGGAGGUGGCUGUGGCGCAGGGCGCGCAGAUACAUCCGAGAAUGUUUGAUGAGGUGUCUCCCUCUCAGCCAGUAUACCAGUACCCUGGCUAUAGCAGGGUGAGUGAGCUGGAGAAGAUCAUGCAAGAGCUGUUGAAAUUUAUGCGGGAUCAUUUUACGCAAGUGGGCAGUGAUGCGGGCCUGGUGGCUGUCAGGCAUUUUUCAGAGCGUGUUAAUAAAUAUAAUGUGCAAUCGCUGAAGAAGAACAAAGCUACAUUAGAAUAUUUGCUAAACAAGGAUGGUUUUGAUAUUUGCUGCUUAUGUGAGACUUUUUCUCAUGAGGACGUUAACAAGAAUAAUAAAAUUUUUAACUUUAACCUGGCGGAAAAGAGACGUGGUGAUGGCUACGGAGGCGUGGCCAUUGGCCUAAGAAAAUAUAUUAGUUUUAAAACUUUAGACUUUGUUACUGACUUGGAUAUUGUGAUUGUCAAAACUCUGAACUUAAAGAAGAACUUUGUCUUUUGUGCUGUUUAUUGUCCUCCGUCUAUAUCGGUUCCUGCUUUCGAGCUUGAGAUGUCGACUCUUUUGAACUACCUGGAGACUUUGAAUGAUGUUGUACUGCUUGGUGACUUUAAUGCGAGAUGCCUGGCUUGGGGUGACAGUGUCACCAUGCCUAAAGGUCGGAUCCUGCAGCAGCUAACUGACAAUGCUGGCUUUAUUUGCUUUAAUAAUGGUGCACAUACCUUCAAGAGAUCCUUGGCUGAUGAUAAUGGUACUGUUUUAGACCUUUGUUUUGCUAAUGGUGCGUCGGAGAUGGAAUGGAGCACUUUAUCCUUUUUAAUUGGUGGAAGCCAUCACUUUCCUAUUGAGAUUACAAUUAAGUCGGAUAGGAUUUCCUAUGGCAAGUUUGUAGCGAAGAAUUUGCUGGCGGACGCCUUAAGUCGAACUUCUUUUGGGCCUGAUAUGGAUGAGAUUGAAAAGUCCUUUUUGAAUGAAAUAAAUAGUGCUACUUUCAAGAUUAAAGAUAACAGGGUUCCCAAUUUCUGGUGGCAGAAGAACUUGGAUGUCUUAUUUAGAUCUCAAAAAGCUGCCUUUAAGAAAUGUGAAAGAUAUCCUACGCUGGAGAAUAUUGAAGCGGCGAGCACUGCUAGGAAAGAGUGGAAGUUGGCAGUUUUGAAUGCAAAGAGAGAAAGUUUUAAGGCUAACCUGGCUGGUCUGAAUGCUGACCCGGGAACGAAACAGGCUUGGAAUUUCGUAAAAAACGUGGUUGGGAGGCGCAAGAUCGGUGCUACCAGCUCGUGGAAUGCUGAAAAUAAUGAGGCAUAUUUGAAAUUUCUCAAGGAACAAGUGCCGUGUGAUGAUGAUGUAGCUGUAAUGGAUCUGGUGUGCCCAAGGGCUGUAAAGUUUGAAUAUGAGGAUUUUGAAAGAGUGCUGAAUGGCAAAAGAAAGGCGUCGGCUGGUGGCUGUGACGGCAUUACGUAUGACAUGAUCAAAGCACUUCCGGAUAUCUCUAAGAGCGUGUUGUUUACUGCCCUUAAUAAUUGCUUUGCGAAUAAUCUAAUCAGAGAUGGCUGGAGAAGGAUCAAGAUUGUGCCGGUGCCUAAGCCGGGCAAAGAUUUGAAGGAUUAUAGGAAUUUCAGACCAAUCUCUUUAAUAGCUGUCUUCCUGAAAAUGAUUAAUCUUAUGGUUAAGGAUAAGGUUGCUUGCUUUCUGGAGGCUAUGGGUUUCUUGCCUGAGCGAUGCUUUGCAUACAGGAGGGGGAGGUCUACCUCAUCCUGUGUUAAUGAUUUAUUGCACCGUACUGCGGUUCUUAAGGCGAAUGGUUUUAAAGUUAUGAUUGUGGCCCUAGACAUCGCAAAUGCUUAUAACUGUGUCAAGAUUGAGGUACUGAGCAAGAUUUUGGUUGAUUGUGGUUUGGAGAUGCAUUAUAUAGCGUGGAUACGCAAUUUUUUGUCAAAUAGGAUUUUGUGUCUUGGCAAAAGCACAACCACUGUUGUCGAUGGUCUGCCGCAAGGGAGCUGUUUAUCCCCGCUGCUAUUUAAUGUUUACACGAAGAACCUACACGGAAUAGAAGAUUGGUCUAGCUUGGUUUACCAAUAUGCGGAUGAUUUCUUGAUAAUGGUGUUUGAUAAAGACUUUAAUGAAGCGGAGAAGAAGCUUCAGACGAAGGUGCAAGCCUUUUAUGAUCUAUGCAAAGAAUUAAAUCUUUCCUUUCAGGCGGAUAAAUCCCAGAUUAUGUACUUGGCGAAGGGCAGCAGGAAGAAGGUGAGCCUGUCUGUUAAUGGAGCUGUGAUUCAACAAGUCAAGACCCUUAAGUAUCUAGGAAGGACGAUAACUGCAUCGUUAUCCGUUAAAGACCACUACACUCGAAUUGCCAAGGAAGUUGAGUCAAGAAAAAAUGUUUUUAAAUUUCUGACACCUGUUAAGGGAGGUCUGGAUCCAGCCGUAGCUCUUAAUCUAUAUCGUUCUCUGAUAAGAUCGAAGCUGGAGUAUGCGAGGGCUACUGCAGCCCAUACUCCGAUGAGUAUAAAUAAGAAGAUUAUGACAACUCAAAAUGCCACUCUGAGAAGAUGUUUGGGAGUGACGCCCUCUACGCCAAUUCAUGUGAUCUAUGCCCUUGCAAAUGAGAUGCCUGCCGCGGAGCGCAGUUUGUGGCUGACGGCUAGGGAGUUAUUAAGAGUGAAAUCUAUGAACCCAGAUUUAUACGCAAUGGUUGCGGAAAACCCGUAUGUACGCUCCAGCUAUAGUCAUGUUUAUCACAUGUUUCAGGAGAUUUUUGAUGUGAUUUCUGUUGUAGAGGAAGAGUGCAGGCCUGUCAGUCUGACGGUGCGGUCUUCGAUUGUUUGUGGAGACAGAGCCAAUGUUGCUAAAGAGAUUUUUCAGAAAAUGUAUUGCAAAGAGAUAGCGGAGUAUAAAGAUGAUGGUUUUGUUGUGUUUGCCACGGAUGCAUCGGUGAAGGCUGGGAGUGCUGGAUGUGCCGUUUUUAAUGCCACGCGGGAUCAGCGGUUCCUGUUUAGAAUUCAGGGGAAGACGUCAAGCCUCUUCUCUGAGUUAAUAGCGCUGCUUAAGGCAGUUGAGAUUGCGGUGGAGGAUGGCUGCUGUGAAUUUGUUGUCUUUACGGAUAGUCUAAAUGCCUGCAGACUGCUGAGUGCCCCUCGUACGAAGAAUCACCUUGUUGCUGGAAUUUUUCGGAAGCUGAAUUUCUCUAAUAUCAACAAAUGCCAUAUUGUAUGGGCACCUGCCCACGUUGGUAUUAAAAUCAAUGAGACUGCUGACUGGCUGGCUAAGUAUGCAGCUGAUAUUGGUGCCCCUGUUAAUUUUGAUUACACCCUCGAGGAAGGGUUAAGGCGUAUAAAGGAUGAGAUAUAUGAUAUUUGGAAUCGUGACUAUCGUUUGAAAUCUACUGGAAAAGGCAGAAAGUUCUUUGAGCUGUUUCCUGAUAUUCCCUCCCGUCCCUGGUUCCUAGGGGCUGACUUGGAACCUGCGGAGAAAAAGAUACUUAAUAGAAUGUUUACAGGACACACCUAUGAUAAAACCUAUUUGCAUAGAUUUAACCCCGGUUUGUCAUGCUUUUGUGACAUAUGUGGCUGUCGGGAAUCUGUGGGGCACAUGAUUUUUGAGUGCCCUAAAUAUCGCUCACUGAGAUCUCGUUUUAGUAUUUUUACAUAAGCACCCUCGACGUACAACAAUCCUGACGAUAGACUCAACCACUUUCAACACUUCUUGACGAAAAAGGAACAUAUAAUUGGAAUUAAUACGAGCUUUUUGGAGGAUUUAGCACCUACAUCACUUUGUGAUAUCGUUUAAGUUUGGCAGUGUGGACGGCUGCUCCUGGAUAUAACCUGGCAUAUGUGAGACUUGUCUCCGCCAUUCGUUCUGAAA